Messenger RNA from Haliotis rufescens (red abalone), 2314 nucleotides. Its product is annotated as cilia- and flagella-associated protein 206-like. The record is from RefSeq and is a predicted model, not a curated record. Gene Ontology annotation, cellular component: ciliary basal body; axoneme. Gene Ontology annotation, biological process: regulation of cilium beat frequency. The coding region runs from base 156 to 2036 and encodes 626 amino acids. The transcript has 17 exons. NCBI's taxonomy places the organism in Eukaryota, Metazoa, Mollusca, Gastropoda, Lepetellida, Haliotidae.
ACGCAUUGAUCGUCAUGGUGAUGUCAACAUCAUGGCGGCAGCUCGAAAUCAUUUGUGAGAUGCAUUCUGCCCAAACUUUCACUCGCACGACAGCUAUUUUAUGAUUGGAACAAACAAAUUUCUUUUCAUGGUGGAAGAUCAUUAACACCUUCAAGAUGUCUCGUGCACAGGCAGAGAGUGUCAUUAAGAACAUCAUCCGGGAAAUAGCACAAGAAUGUGCCAGCAAGGGACAGGCAGUCUCAGAAACACUUGUUGCUUUUAUGGUGAAAGCAGUCGUAUUGGAUCCUGCAAAUGAGUUCAACGUUGAUCGGACGCUGACUAAAGAAGAUGUUCAGAAACUCAUCAAGUUAUGUGUUGACUGUUUGAUGGACUCCAGGUCCCCGUCCCUGGACACAGUGAAGAUGCAGGUGUACUUUGACAUGAACUACACAACGAGAUCGGACUUCCUGGAGGAACAUCGUCGUGUCCUGGAGUCUCGCCUGCAGCCAGUCAUCCGGGAAAUCACGGACAGUCGGGCCCGGACUCGCGAGGAACUGGAGAGUCUGUACCGGAAGAUUGUCUCCGCGGUUCUCCUCCGAUCUGGUCUGGGGAGUCCAACCGACAUCGCAGUCGUCAGAGAGGCCACAGCUGCCCUCCAGAGUGUUUUCCCUCAGACUGAGCUGGGCACAUUCAUGUCACUGACAAAGAGAGACAAGGAAAGACAACUCCUGGAGCUGACGAUGAUCGUGACUGGAAUCCGACUGUUUAACAAGGAGUGCGGGAAGGGUGGUGAAGGCAUUGAUGACUUGCCGGCUAUCCUGAAUGAAGCUGUCCCUGCCACGACUCAGAGUGUGGACACCGAGAUUCAGGGGACACUCAAAUGUGCCUAUGAGUACACAGGCCUGAUUGAACACAUCUACCACAAUGAGGGGUUUGAUGGUCCGUCUCUGCAGCUGCUGAAGGAGGCCCUCAUCAACACUCGCCAGCAUGAAGCCUUCCUCAGAGUCAUCCUGAAUGACGUCAUCAGCUGUGCCCACCAGGUGGAACAGCUGGAGAAUCAGCUGGCACAGCGCAUGGAACAGCUGCAGGCAACGGUGCAGUCCAAGACAGCUGUGCCCACAGCACAAGUUUAUCCCCAGUUCAUCCAUCUGGCCCAGCUGUGGAGCGGCUUCCAGGACGAGAUGGUCCUCCUCAGUGUGCUCAGCAACAUCCUCGCCAGUCUGGAGCCCUUCACCAGGGGUCACAAGGAACUGUUCAGUGAUGAGGUUCUACACCCCUACCUGGAGAGUCUCUCCAUCCCCAGUGACGAGGAGAGGAUCAAGCAGACCACAACAGAUGAGCAGAGAAUCAACCCUAAGGACUAUCAAGUGGAAUCAUAUGACUGGCUCUUCCCAGAAACCACCAAGAACUUCAACAAACUGCCAUUACAAUAUCGGGGCUACUGUGCAUUAUCCCUGGCCAAGUACGACCGUCUCCUCAUCCCCUCCAACCCCGAGAUCGGUGUGCUGAGAUUCAGAGAUCAUCACUACGCUUUCUCCAGCAGAGAGGCAGCCUAUGAGUUCGCUCAGAAUCCAGCUGCGUACAUCCAGCUGGUUGCUGAAGGAGCCAAGAGAAGCCCAGAGCUGAUACAACUCCUGGAACUCCAUACACAGUUCUCCACUAUCUCACCAUACUCACAGGGCCGAGACACGGGGAAGAUGAUUGAGAAGCCUGUCACAAAAAACGACAGCGCGACUCAGACAGACACUCACUUCAUGGAGUCCAACAUCGUCAAGUCGUACGAGUGGAAUGAGUGGGAGCUGAGGAGGAAGGCUAUCAAACUGUCCAACCUGCGGACCAAGGUCACCCACAGUGUGCAGACGAACCUGAGCAACCUGAGGAGGGACAACGUCACGCAAGUCUACCUGCCAAAAGACCAGAACACCCAGACAAAGGGAGAUAACUAUAGCAAUGUCCCGAAACCACAAGUGUUCUUGGAAGGUCUUCGCGGGGGUGGCAUGACCAAGCCUACCAGCAUGACCAAGGUCGACCUCACCAUCGAUGUGGACCAAACAUGAAACAUAUUCAUCUCUCAAUAAUAUUGUGUAAAUAAUAAUGUAAUUUUGUGUGAUAUAUCCUGAUUUUUGUCAAGGAAGUAAAUCAGUAAAUGAUAAUAAUUAUCAAAUACAAAACUUUUCAUUCGUCACUGUAAAUGCAAACUCUAAAGGUUCAGUUCAAAUCACCAAGAAACAAAUUUCAGACCUUUGAAAAAACUAAGCUGAGCCACAUGACACUCAGAGAAUUUUGAAGAUGUGUACAGAGACAUAUGCCAUGAAUAAAAUAUUUAUUUUGAUGA